AUAAUUUAUUGGAGACCUAGAAAUGAAAACCCAUUCACAUAUUGUAGAUAUUUAUAUGAUUUAUAAAUGUGUACAUUUGCUUUAACGUUAUUUAAUCCUAAUCAUUCUUGUUUUUUGGUAUGUUUGUCGACCUAUUUUUCUAUAAUGUUCAUUUUGUUCCUUAUUAUUAACCAUUAUCUUAAAACGGCGAAGAUAGAAAGCCACAUGUUCCUGAGAUCUCGCGUAGUUAGCGAAAUGUGUGUUGAACGGAAGCCGCCAUAGGUCAGUUUCAAUCGGCGUGUUCAUUUGAACCAGAAGAACCGCUACGAAGCAGGGGGAGAAGAGCGGCCCAGUACUGAUAAUCCAACUAUCAACUCAAUAUUGAUGGAGUGGCAGCCAGAUGAGCAGGGACUCCAGCAGGUCCUCCAACUGCUCAAAGACUCACAGUCCCCCAACACAGUCACGCAGAGAGCUGUCCAACAAAAACUUGAACAACUCAACCAGUUCCCUGACUUCAACAAUUAUCUAAUUUUUGUCCUCACACGACUCAAAACUGAAGAUGAGCCAACUCGUUCUCUGAGCGGUCUGAUUCUGAAGAACAAUGUUAAGGCCCACUACCAGAACUUCCCACCAGCUGUUGCUGACUUCAUCAAGAAGGAAUGCCUCAACAACAUUGGCGACCCCUCGCCGCUCAUCCGUGCUACCAUUGGCAUCCUGAUCACAACUAUUGCCUCCAAGGGAGAGCUACAGACAUGGCCUGAGCUGCUGCCCCAGCUCUGCAACUUGCUCAACUCAGAGGACUACAACACCUGUGAGGGCUCGUUUGGAGCACUGCAGAAGAUCUGCGAGGACUCGUCGGAGCUGCUGGACAGUGACGCUCUGAACAGACCCCUCAACAUUAUGAUACCUAAAUUCCUUCAGUUCUUCAAGCACUGCAGCCCCAAGAUUAGGUCCCAUGCCAUUGCCUGUGUGAACCAGUUCAUCAUUGGCAGAGCCCAGGCCCUAAUGGACAACAUUGACACUUUCAUAGAGAGCCUGUUUGCGCUGGCAGCAGAUGAGGACUCUGAGGUUCGAAAGAACGUGUGCCGAGCCCUGGUCAUGUUACUGGAGGUCCGCAUUGACCGCCUCAUCCCCCACAUGCACAGCAUCAUCCAGUACAUGCUGCAGCGGACCCAGGACCCUGAUGAGAACGUGGCUCUUGAGGCCUGUGAGUUCUGGCUGACUCUAGCAGAGCAACCCAUCUGUAAGGAGAUGCUGUCCGGACACCUGGUGCAACUGAUACCUAUCCUUGUGAAUGGGAUGAAGUACUCAGAGAUAGACAUCAUACUAUUAAAGGGUGAUGUGGAGGAGGACGAGGCGGUACCAGACAGCGAUCAGGACAUCAAGCCCCGUUUCCACAAGUCGCGCACUGUCACCUUGCAGCACGAAGGAGGGGAGGGUGAGGAGGGUGAGGACAUCGAAGAAGACGACGACGACGAUGACGACACUCUGUCAGACUGGAAUCUGCGAAAGUGUUCGGCCGCAGCCCUGGACGUGCUGGCCAACGUGUUCCGCGACGAGCUACUGCCCCACCUCCUGCCGCUCCUCAAAGGCCUGCUCUUCCACCCCGACUGGGUCAUCAAGGAGUCUGGCAUCCUGGUGUUGGGUGCCAUAGCUGAGGGCUGCAUGCAGGGCAUGGUGCCCUACCUGCCGGAGUUGAUCCCCCACCUCAUCCAGUGUCUGUGCGACAAGAAGGCCCUGGUGCGCUCCAUUGCCUGCUGGACCCUGAGUCGCUAUGCACAUUGGGUGGUCUCCCAGCCUCCCGACUCCUACCUCAAACCCCUCAUGACAGAGCUUCUGAAACGCAUCCUUGACGGCAACAAGAGGGUGCAGGAGGCUGCCUGCAGUGCAUUUGCCACUCUGGAAGAGGAGGCGUGCACAGAGCUGGUGCCCUACCUGAGCUUUAUUCUGGACACGCUGGUCUUUGCCUUUGGAAAGUACCAGCACAAGAAUCUCCUCAUCCUCUAUGAUGCAAUAGGAACUCUGGCUGACUCAGUGGGUCACCACCUCAAUCAGCCUGAGUACAUACAGAAGUUGAUGCCCCCCCUUAUUGCAAAGUGGAACGAACUGAAGGACGAAGACAAGGAUCUCUUCCCACUACUGGAGUGUCUGUCGUCAGUAGCCACUGCCCUGCAGAGUGGCUUUCUGCCUUACUGUGAGCCUGUCUAUCAGCGCUGUGUCACACUAGUCCAGAAGACACUAGCUCAGGCUAUGAUGUACAAUCAGCACCCAGACCAGUAUGAGGCUCCCGACAAGGAUUUUAUGAUCGUGGCCCUGGAUCUGCUGAGCGGCUUGGCUGAGGGUUUGGGGGGGAAUGUGGAACAGCUAGUGGCCCGCUCCAACAUCAUGACCCUGCUUUUCCAGUGCAUGCAGGACACAAUGCCUGAAGUGAGGCAAAGCUCUUUUGCUCUGUUGGGUGAUUUAACCAAAGCCUGCUUCCUCCAUGUGAAGCCUUGUAUUGCUGAGUUCAUGCCUAUCCUGGGGCUCAACCUGAACCCAGAGUUUAUCUCGGUGUGUAACAACGCGACCUGGGCCAUUGGGGAGAUCUCCAUGCAAAUGGGAACAGGUGUCAAGCAGCAAACAGGGGAUUGUCCAGGUGCAGAGAUGCAGCCGUAUGUGGGCAUGGUCCUGCCACACCUGGUGGAGAUCAUCAAUAGACCCAACACGCCCAAGACUCUGCUGGAAAACACAGCCAUUACAAUUGGCAGACUGGGUUAUGUCUGUCCCCAGGAAGUGGCGCCACAGCUGCAGCAUUUCAUUAGACCAUGGUGCACAUCGCUGAGGAAUAUCCGAGAUAAUGAGGAGAAGGACUCGGCCUUCAGGGGAAUCUGUGUAAUGAUUGGCGUCAACCCUGCAGGAGUGGUGCAGGACUUCAUUUUCUUCUGUGAUGCUGUGGCCUCCUGGGUCAACCCCAAGGAUGACCUGAGAGACAUGUUUUAUAAAAUUCUUCAUGGCUUCAAGGACCAGGUCGGGGAAGAGAACUGGCAGCAGUUCUCUGAGCAGUUCCCUCCUCUGUUGAAGGAGCGCCUGUCUGCCUGCUACGGCGUCUAACCUAACCUUCCCCUGGUCCACACAGGACAUCAACCUGUUAGGUUAAUGUAGGGGAGGGUUACUGGGGUACUCAUUGCACUGCCCAGAUCACGGGGGAGAAACAAGAGCUGGAGGGAUGUGACUGGCCUUGACCCUCCAUUCAGCGGAUGGCCCCCUUUCCCCCCCGCGCCCUGUGUGUCUCUGUGAGGGAGGGUGGGAGGAGGGUGGUGGGUGUGGGAGGGUAAACUGGGGAUAUACAUAUACCUCUCGGAUUAAACGCCUCACUAAAUCCAAACACACUCAAAAGUGACUUUCGCCAACAGCACCGCAGGGAUCCUUGGUAGAAGAGGGCAAAAUAGGGGCUGGCUUUGACCUCCCCCUCCUCGAUUUGAUUAUUCUGUUAAGAUAGAUGACGGCUGGGAGGGGAGGGGGGGUAGCAGAUAGGUACAUAAUACGGAAUUAUCUGAACCAGCAUAGGGUGCCACAGUCCCAAAUACCACAAUGCACGUAGUCAGUAGAAAGACUCACAGAUGUAGAUGUGUUUAAACAGGCUCGUGCCAGAGGCUAAACAAAAAACAUGCUUUUACAAUGUAACAAUGCAGGAAAUGUGCACAAAUUUUUUUUUUUGCACCUUUUACGGCAAAAUUGCAUAAACAUUCGGUGUGCAUAUACAUGGGUCUUAUUCUCUUUUCACAUGUACAUUUAGCUGAAUUUAAUUUCCCUCCUCUUCCCUUGGUUGCUGAAUUCCUCUCAGAUCAUAGGUUUCUUUUUCUCCCUCAUUUGAGGCAAAGAAGAUGCAGUAGGUCUGUCCUCUAAGGUUUUACCACCGCAGUACCAAGUUGUUGCAUGGCAUAUGAUCACCUCCUAAGUGACGCAUGUUUGAGUGAAUGUGUGUCUUGUUGCACUCUUGAUUUAUUGCGUUAGUUGUCUGUAUGGGGAGGCUGCCAUAAUUUGAGGCUGUCAGGUGCUUAGUUAUUUUUGUCCUCCAUUCAUACCUAUCAUCUAAUCAAUGUCCCUAUAGUGUAAUGGAGGCUGUGUGUGUGUGUGACGACCAACUAUUGGUAGAUCAAUACAGGAAUCAAUACAGGAAUCGGCUCAUGUCUGAUUGUUUGGAGAAUCACUCACUGCAAGAAGAGUUAAAAUACUGUACGCAAAGUUGAGAAUCCUUUGUGCUGCUGCUGCUUUGUUUUUAGAGUAUUUACAAAACAGACUUAAUGAGAGCGAUAAGACAUCACCAAGAAUGAAUUGGUUCUUACUGAUAUAAAUGCACUUUUUCUUUUGUAAGAAAUUUAGAAUUUCACAUGUAAGACAUACAGUAAUGAUAUACUGAUCUUGAGAUAUAGUUUUUUUGAUAAGUGAUUUUAGGACUGUUAAUGGCUUGCUAAAGUAAGCAUAAUGUUGAUAAUGUUAAGCAAUGGUAAAAUGACUAGGUAAGACUUGAGGCCUCUUAACAUAGUUUUAUAAUGUAGCACCUUCUAAAAUGGAUUGAAUAGGAUUUAAGAGGGAAACAUCUUAAUUACAGUAUUUUGGAUCCAUGUCCCAGUGCACCUGUCAAUCCAUAUCUGUGUUUAAAGAUGUCUCCGUCUCUUUCAUCAGAGCUUUUUUGUUAAAUAGUGGCUGUUUGAGCUGUCAAAGCUUCUCCUUGUCAUGAACACUGCAUGCUUUUCAGUGAGUCUUGCUCCUUUUUUAGUCAUUUUAUAACAGGUCCCUUUGGAGGGAUCUACCUUAUAAGAGCUUUGUCAAUGGCAACACAAUUCGCUGCUGGAAUAAUAAGGUACUUCUCCAGCUCGUGAUAAAACUAGUGAUUGUUGUUGCCAUAUCUUCACCCGACAAUACUGUGUAGGUUAUGCCUGGGAAUACACUGACUCUGAGUCCUAAUAGUUCUCCCCUGACACUGGUUAGCUUAUGUGAGAGAGUGGUGGUCUUUAUCAAGCUUUAUCUUUUAGUCAUUGUCCAUAGUGGACGGUUGUAAUGUAAGUGUGUAUGGCUGUUGCCUGUUGGUGUUUUACUAUAAUGGUGUGUACGCGAGUACUGCUUAGAUGUAACUUUGCACCAGCCCUACUCUAAAGUUAAGUGGGGGGCGUAGUUUGAGUCAUGCCUGGGUUGAUGUGGCCAGUGGGAGAAUCAACAUUUGCCUGCCAGUUUCUGUCAUCAGUUUGAUUGUCAGGGUGUUUAAAACUCUUAAGAUGAAGACUUUCACUCAUGGAAAAUACUGAUAUCUGCUCCUGUCUGACUAAAAAGCAUUUUCCUGAAUAUCAGCUCACAUUUACAGUUUAUGUAUUUUAUAGAAUCAGCAUUAAUGUGUGAUCAACAAAUGUGAUGCAGAUUUUUGAUUUUGUUGUAGCACAAAUGUUGCAGAUGUUGAUGAGACAGUGUUUUGGAUUCCUGACCACUUUUCUAAGCCCACAGACCCCACAGACUGAAUACUGAUGGCAUCCUGUCCAGGUUUAACUGGUAGGCGGGUGUUGAGAUGUGAGCUGGCCACUCAUUCAUCAGAGGCUGGACAGAUGUGCUUGGAGCAGCAGCUUUUGAAGCAUUCAUUACAAGAAUGAUUGUUUCAGAGGGAUGAUGCUCCUGUGACAUAAAAAGUUGAGGCUAUACCACUCCUCACCAUGUUGUGAUACACUAAGCUAUCUACAGAAGUAAAUUUAAAUGCAAGUUGUCCACAAGUUGUUUUAUUUUUUAUUUUUUUUAUUUUGAUGCACAUGUGACAGUUUUGUUUUUAUUUAUUUAUUUUGUUUUUUACUUUUUAUUUUGUUUUUGUUUUUUUUAAAUAUUUUUGUGUGCCCCAGUGCACAAAUUGUUUUGGACUUUAAAAGUUUUUUUGUUUUGUUUUGUUUUUUUUUUCCCCAUUUUUAUUCUUUUUAUUUAAAGAAUAAUUUGUUUUCGUUGUUUUAUAGCGGACCAUUUGAUUAUGUUAAAUUUGAUAUUGUGGUUGGACUGAAGGAGAGUCGGUGCUUGGUGCAUACCUUAGGGAAGAAUGUGGAAAACUAAUUCAUAACUUGUUUCAAUCUGAUAUCAAGGCUGGCAAUUGAAUUUGAUGUAGUACCUUUAUUUUGCUGAACUGUGGUGCAGGUGGGAUGUAUCCCUUUUAAUUUAAUUUUUGUGAAUAGGGGAAAAUAAAAGUUUUUUUUCUAUUAAGCUUUGAGUCAUUGAGUGGAAUGUUUGUAUUCUGUAUGAUCAUCAAUAUGUUUGGAUAAAUAUUAUUUGCUUUAA
Messenger RNA from Seriola aureovittata, 6264 nucleotides. Its product is annotated as transportin-2-like. Gene Ontology annotation, molecular function: small GTPase binding; nuclear import signal receptor activity. Gene Ontology annotation, cellular component: nucleus; cytoplasm. The coding region runs from base 364 to 3069 and encodes 901 amino acids. Lineage: Eukaryota; Metazoa; Chordata; Actinopteri; Carangiformes; Carangidae. Gene Ontology annotation, biological process: protein import into nucleus. The record is from RefSeq and is a predicted model, not a curated record. The transcript is spliced from 26 exons.